AACCUCACACACGCAAACACUCACACACGCAAACACACACACACACACACACACACACUCUCUCUCUCUCUCUCUCUCUCUCUCAUAUCAUGGACAGCCCACCCACCGUUUUGAACAAACCACCGCCACCUUUCCCAGCACCGCCGCGAAGCGUCGACUUCUCUGCCCUCGAAUUCAUCCUUGGCCUCUUCGCCGUCAUCACCAUCCCCGCUCUCAUCUACGCCUUCUUCUUCGCCAUCAAGUGCCCUUCCAACCCUUUCCGCCGGCGACCCCGCAGGACCUCCACCACCGUCCCCAGCCCCACCCAACACGAACCCAACACCGAAAACAAAAACGACGUCAUUUCGGAGCUCAAUUACCAGAAGGAAACUCACGUUAAGGAAAUCGGAACUGAGUGCCCUGUUUGCUUGUCUCUGUUUGCCGACGGCGAGGAGGUCCGGCAGCUCUGCGUCUGCAAACACUCUUUCCACGCUCUGUGCAUAAACAUGUGGCUUAAGGAACACUCCAACUGCCCCAUUUGUCGAGCUUCGGUUGCAGUUGAUCGGAGCAGUAGUAAUAAUCGGACGGCGGGUGCUGCAGCUAGAGGUAGUGAUGAUCUGCAACAAGGUUUGCCUGAUGAUUCUGCCAUGGUUUGACUAUUAAUUGUUUCUGGGUUUUGGUGGCUUAAUUCUUUUGCUCUUUUUCUGUUAAGUUAUUCAAAAACUCGCCGACAAAAGUUGUAAACCUGCAGCUGGUAUUUUAUUAGCUUUUAGUGAUGAGAAUUAGGGUUUGAGAGAAAUGUAGAAACGAGUAGUUAAUCUAUGAUUUCAAUAAUUUGAAGACCCUUCGAAAUUUGAACUUUCA
This is a messenger RNA of Pyrus x bretschneideri (Chinese white pear), 843 nucleotides long. Its product is annotated as RING-H2 finger protein ATL33. Gene Ontology annotation, biological process: protein ubiquitination. The record is from RefSeq and is a predicted model, not a curated record. Lineage: Eukaryota; Viridiplantae; Streptophyta; Magnoliopsida; Rosales; Rosaceae. The transcript has a single exon. The coding region runs from base 90 to 635 and encodes 181 amino acids.